GUGUGUCACUGAAGGGCGCAGACACUUGAACAACUGCUGCUCAACCCGCAACAAAGUACCCGUUUUUACAUUUUUUACAUUUCAAACAUCUUCCAACACAGAGGCAGCGCCUUUUGGAACAUUUGGAUUAAACUUAAAAAAGACUUUUGAGAAGAGGUGUCACCUCCCCAUCAUCUUCCCAGUGUCUUCUUCUGUGGUGCCCAGUGCUCCUCCAGCCUCCAAAACGGCCACAGCGCCAUGGUAACUCUCAGCAAGUGUUUCUCCGCAAUGAGCAGCAGCCACUUGGACUCUCCUAACAUGCGGCUGCCUCAGCGUUACAAGAUGUUUGCGUCCAAGGCUCAGUACCAGAUGGUUCUGGCCACGUUGCACAAGCUGCAGGAGAGCGGCUUCUACUGGGGCGCCAUCACGGGAAAGGAGGCCAAUGCCUUGCUGGGUGCCGAGAAUACGGGCACCUUCCUCAUCCGGGAUAGCUCCGACAACCGGCACCUGUUCACCCUAAGCGUCAAGACGGUGUCGGGCACCAAGAACCUGCGUGUCCAGUGCGACGCAGCCUCCUUUUACCUGCAAACAGACCCCAAAAACAUUCACCUGGUGCCCCACUUUGACUGCAUCCUCAAGCUGGUGCAGUACUACAUGCCUCAAAGCAAAGGGAACACCCGCAGUGGGAAUGUGGACUAUAUUUACACCGGAGGCGAGAAAGUCCCUCUGGAGCUGGUCAAGCCACUGGCCUGCAGCCUGUCCACCUUGCAGCACCUGUGCAGGAAAACUGUCAACGGACAUUUGGACAUUUCCUCCAAAAGAGACCAACUUCCUCAUCGUUUGAGGGAAUUCCUGCAGGACUAUGACGCUCCUAUUUAAGGGCAGUGGACUGGGUUUUGUUGGGAAUGUCUGCCGUUCCUACAAGUCCAGGUCACGACAGGGUGAUCAAAAAGGGGGUGCACUCACUGCACAAAAGGACUGAAAGUCUGAGUGAAGUUCCCGGUGUCCUCCUCUAUUCAUGCUGCUAUCAAAGGGCUGUGAGGCCUCCAUGAGUCCAAGCUUCUGAACACGGGCUUUGUUUGUGUUGCUGACGUUCGUCCAGCAUCCUGGUAUGUUCCUCCCUGUGCAUUCUGGGAAUUCUACAGGCUUACCAGCAGAGUGGCUGCAGCAUUGUACCAGCUGUAAUGUCUUCUUCCGGUAAAAAGGGCUGAACUUUGACUGAAUCUUGCAAGAUGGUAGAUUACUCGAGCAAAUGGCUUAGACUCGUCUAAUUAUUUUGGGGGGGGACACUGACAGGAACGCCACUGCUUCCCAAUGAAUGUAUUUAAAUGAGGCGUCUCUCUGUUGACGAGAUGUGAUCUUAUUUGAUUGUCUAAAACAUUUUUUUAGACAUCAAUCCAUGUUUACAUUGAAGACACAAGGACACACGUGUGUGUUGUCUCGCUCUCUUUUAUAAAGAUGUACUUUUUUCCAGCCACAGCGCUGACGUCCAUGCUUGAACGUUGAUGAAGUAAACACAACUUUGCACUUAUUUAUACUUGGAACAACAUUUCAGUAAUUUAUAAUAAAGAAUGUUA
Molecule: messenger RNA, 1556 nt
Organism: Dunckerocampus dactyliophorus (ringed pipefish)
Lineage: Eukaryota; Metazoa; Chordata; Actinopteri; Syngnathiformes; Syngnathidae
Product: suppressor of cytokine signaling 3-like
Exons: 2
Coding region: 238-858 (206 amino acids)
Biological process (GO): intracellular signal transduction; phosphatidylinositol phosphate biosynthetic process
Cellular component (GO): phosphatidylinositol 3-kinase complex
Molecular function (GO): 1-phosphatidylinositol-3-kinase regulator activity
Source: RefSeq, a predicted model, not a curated record